Molecule: messenger RNA, 2733 nt
Organism: Symbiodinium necroappetens
Lineage: Eukaryota; Dinophyceae; Suessiales; Symbiodiniaceae
Source: the annotation of a GenBank genome assembly
AUGGCUGAAGCAAGCGACUGGCGCAUGCUGCUGUGCCGAGUGCGUGAGGCAUUGCGGAGUGCACCAGUAUCCACGCUCGAGGCCGCCCAGGUCGAACUGAGGAAGAUGUUGGCAGAACUGGUGGCCCGCUGUGGCAAACCCCUGGAUGAAGCUGAGAUGGAUGCUGCCAUCGUGCAUGAAAUGGGGCUCCAGGGCUACCACCUGGAGGCGCCCGAGCUGGAGGACUCCGCCCUGGUGGCGCAGGAGCUGCAGAUGCACAAGCGGCGGCGCCUCACGGGCAAAACGUGCGUAGCCUCGUCACGGUUGGAGCCGGAGGAAUCAGUGAAGGAGAGCAGCCUCCCAAGCGAGGACGGGAGCGAGCAUGAUGAGGUGCAAGAGGCAGCCUCAUCCCCGGGCCAGUCUGACGAUGUCGGAAAGUCGGGUGGUACGGAAGUGAAUUCCCCCUGCAUGGGCGAAGAGGAGCGGGCCUCUUCACCAUUGCCUGAGCUUGAAGACUGCGAGGACCCCUCGGGAGAGGAGACGAUCUUCGUCAGCCGGAAGGCCUUUUUGGCUUUGCAGAGCAGAAGCUUGAACAACGAGUCCAUUUCCAGCGACAGCAUCUACCGUCUCUUCGAUGGGAGCGCACUCCGGGAUGGUGAGGAAUUGAUUGCUUUGGAUGCUUCGCAGCUGUUGGAGCGCUGGCCAGCAACCGCCGCAGCAGGCGUUGAGGCGCUGCUGGCCUUGGGGAUGCCGGAAACUGUGCGGCGGAUUCUUGGGGCGGCAGCGGGCAACAUCACAGAAGAGGGCGGGGAAGAAGAAGAGUGCGAGGAAGACGAUUGCUUCGAGGAAGAAAAGAGGACCUUUGAGCUUGGUUUUCUUGAGGUCAUGGAUGAGGAAUACGAUGUCAUCGUUUGCGGCACCGGCUCCGGGCCAAGACAGAAGCUUGCGGAGGCCAUAGGUCGCUGGCUCUCAGGCAGCUUCGGCCGUGCCGGCCGCUUGAGCAAUGUCUCUGCCUUCGCUGUGCCGGCUGGGCCUUUCUGCGGUUGCUUUGACGGGAGUUUCGCCGCCAGCGCUGGGCGAGGAAAGGGACCGUUGCACUUGCAACUCAGUAGGAGGGUGGUGAAGGUCCUGGACAUAGGAUUCUGGAAGAAGCUCACGGCCGAAGGCAUCCCUCUGGUCGCAACGCGGGUGCGGGACUCCGCGUACCAGCGCAUACGUGGCCAUGCAGUGAUUGUGAAGACCCUUGGCAGGGAAGCAGCAAGCAGCAGCGAGCAUUUGCAAUGCGAGUCUGUGGAAGCUGAUCUGUGCUUGAUCAUAGAGGACCGACGAGCCCAAGUGGAUCCAGGCAUCCUCAGCUACCAGCGCAGGGACUUCGUGGAUUGGCGAAGCGGUUCUUUGGCACGCAGUAUCCAGGAGGUCGUCAACACCGUGCCAGACUUUGAUGUCGCCAUUCUUGGACGCAACGACCAAGAGUUCCGAUGUGCGGACCUUGAGCCGGCAUUGGGAAGCUUCGCUCCAGUGAGAUGCUCUCCCAUCGCGAACUACGCCUACGCCGUCCAUCGCAGGUACUUCCAGGCUAUGUUUGAAGCUCUCAACUCGCCGGGCGAGAUCUGCGGCUACCACACAGACAUCUACUUCGGCACUGAGCAGAUGUAUGCUGUGGAUCCCAGCAGCCGCUGGUACGUGAAGUCACCGCUGCCGGUGCGUGUGCGCUGGCAACGUGCUCCCUCCCCGGGCGACUUCGCCAGUCGCUGCGCCCUGGGGGCGCUCUCGUCGCGGCCGGUGGUUUUGCUGCAUCCCAUGAGGGCCGGUGGCACCAGCCUUUGCGACCUCGCUGCGCAGUGGAUCGACGUCGGCCGCAGAGGUGGAGUGGACAACUGCCGGAUCGACUCGUUGCAGGCUUUUCGCGAUGCCGCGGGCGCAUGGCCCUUUGCACCGAACCACGAGCUGGAUUCAGGGCAGGUCAGACGUUUGUUCGCUCGUGGCCUGGGUUUCAUUUCGGUGGAGCCCAGCUUCAGCGAUUGGGACGAUGGGUCUGGGCACGAGGAUGGGAGCGACACGAAUCGUUCGGCCAGGAUGGCCAGGUGGCUUGGCUCCAUGACAGGCCUUCACAGCGGCUUCUGGAGUUCCUACCUUCACGUGCUGAUGGUGCGCAACCCGCUGGAUCGGUAUCUUUCUUGGCUUCAGUUCUGCAUCCCAGCUUGCGACCUGAUGGAGAAGGUGGAUAUGGACCAGGCCGAGUCGCACCGAGACUUCGUCGCCCGCUGCUUCAAGGAGAAAGUGUCGGAGUUCGUCGAGCUGGUUCUCGAGCCUGGCUUGACGAGAUCUUCGUUCAGUAUUCGCUCUCCUUUCCUCUUCCAAGACGAUCGGCGUCAGUUUGUGCCUGGCUGCCGACGUGCCACUUUAGGUUACCACGUUGCACAGGCCAGCAACUGUCUCGGCAGACACCUUGUGGCUGGCAUCGGCCGAGCGGACGACUCGGCAAAGUUGGAGGAGGCCCUUUCGGUGCUGCACCGCUUCGAUGUCGUUGUGGACGUGUCCUUCGCGCCGAAUGAGAGCGGCGUGCUUCUGCAAGAUGCUUUCCGCAGGAACAUCGCCUGCGGGGAGCGGUGUGCGGACCUGGCAGCAUUGCCAGAUUUGAGGGUUCCCAGGAGCAGACCAGGCCUCGAGAGCAUGCAGAGAAUCGAUCGUCCCAGUCCGGUCCUCGGCUUUGCUUUCAAUGUAAUUAACAUGUUCUUCGGUUCCGGAUUCUAG